This is a messenger RNA of Babjeviella inositovora NRRL Y-12698, 332 nucleotides long. RefSeq lists its product as uncharacterized. Lineage: Eukaryota; Fungi; Ascomycota; Pichiomycetes; Serinales. The transcript has a single exon. The annotation marks the transcript as partial. The record is from RefSeq and is a predicted model, not a curated record.
GUCUCAUACUAGGUUUAGUCUACGUUUGAAUUUCCUCCAACUAGGUUGGAAGCCAUGAUCAUAGCCAAGAGCUGUUUGGGUAAUGUUUUUGGGUGUCAGCCGUACAGAUAUAGAAAGAAGACAGAGGUCUAAAGUAUUGAUAGACACCACCACAUUGGCAGAGGAAAAUCGUCUGGGUAUAAGCAAGGAGACAAAGGCUAUUAUAGCUGUCGUAAAUUGGCAGGCCUUGGUAAAUACAAACUGUAAAUAAAACUCAAUAUUAGAAAUCUGGGCUAUAGCAAUGGCUGUUAUCUUUGCGCUUUACAACGGUGACGAGCGAUUUUGGGGCCGCC